UCUCGAAAGAUUUAAGUCUCAAAAUAAACACGACCGAGGGAUUUUCCUUGCAAAGAACGAAAAAGAACUGAAAAUUGGUUAAAAUUACGGAAUAAUCUAGGUAAGUCGCGCGCUGUGUUACACGUUUUGUCUUAAAAAGUAUAGAGUGCCGUUUAAUUGUGUGAAAUGAGUCAAAAUUUCAGACGGAUUUGUUCGCGGGAACUCUGGCACCAGUCACACAAAGUAUACUAAUAAAAACAAGCUUUAUAUCUUCUAUUUAUUUUGUACUAUAGAAAGUUAGAGUCGGUCUCAUAUUUCUGUCAAUAUUAAUAGUUAAUUCUUGAAGUAAAAUCCGAUACAAAAAUCCGAACAUUUUCCUUUCAUGAUCGAGAAAUUAAAAGGUCAUUAUAAUUAACAUGUGAUCAUCUGAAGUGUCCAACCUGUUCAUAUAUGUAUUUUCCUUACCGGAAAAUAAUGAAAAACUACGAUAUUUCAAACGCCCUAUAUCGGCCAAGAAACUUAUAGAACAUAAUAGUCAGCAGAACGAUUGUUGGCAAGGUUUGUAUUAGAAAUAUCUUAAAAAGAUUAAAAACAGUUCUAGCGAUGUUGAGUGUCAGGAGAAUGAUUUUGGUACUUACGUCCGGACCAAGAAGGAGAAACGUCUUCGCUCCGAAUAUUAAGGUGUUUUUAAGUUUUCGGAUAAUUCAUACAGACUCAAACCACGGCAGAUUAUUGUAAAUUUAUUGUCUAACAGCAGCGGUACAACUACCUAAUAAAUUAGAAACAUAAAUUUGAUGUUUCGAGUGAAGGCCUUAAUAACUUCCCAAUCGACGGAGGGCCUUCUCUUGAAACGUUGAAAUUCUGUUUAUAUUUUUUAGGCAGUUGUGUCUCCUGUUUGUAGUAUCAUCGCUACCUAUACACUAGUACAGACGUUUCGAGAAUUUACUCUGCCUACACUGGACGGCCAUAUUUUGAAAUAUUUUAACUGAGAUAUAACUGAAAAUACCUGGUGCAUAUAUAGAUCCCAAAGUCGGAUCGGAAAACUGCAGCAUAUAGUUUGAAGUUCUGAUAGCUUUGUGCUUCUUUGUAAUGAAUAAUCUGUAUCGUCUUAAUUUCUAAAGGUCGACAGAAAAAGGAAAUGACGAUAGCUGUUUUGCUUCUUAGCCUCUGGGCAAUAACAGGUCAGUAUAUGCGCAUAAAAAUGAAAUACAAAUAAAAUUUAGUUUAGUUUAGGUUUCCUCCUGCAGUAACACUGAAUAAGAAAUGAGUCUUACUGGACCUCCAGGGAGAACAGUUUAGAACUGAUAGAGCUAUCCACUAUAAAUAAAGUUAGUUUAGUUUAGCUUUCCUCCUGCAGUAACACUGAAUAAUGACUCUUACUGGACCUCCAGGGAGAACAGUUUAGAACAGAUAGAGCUAUCCACUAUAAAUAAAGUUAGUUUAGUUUAGCUUUCCUCCUGCAGUAAGACUGAAUAAUGACUCUUACUGGACCUCCAGGGAGAACAGUUUAGAACUGAUAGAGCUACCACUAUAAAUAAAGUUAGUCUAGUUUAGCUUUCCUCCCGGUAACACUAGAUUAAUAAGAGAUGAUCCUUACAGGACCUCUAUGGAAAACAGUUUAGAACUAAUAAAGCUAUAUCCGGUAAAAAUAAAGGUCGUUUAGUUCAGGUUUCCGCCUGUAAUAGUGACGUACACCAAUUACUAGCUAUACCAUUCUAUUUUCUUCAGCAACGAAAGCUGGUCCCAUAGCUGCGCCAGCGGCACCAGCCGCGCCAGUUGUCCCCGCCCCUCCUGCCCCUCCCGCAGCUCCCGCAACCCCAGCUACAACACCGGCAGCAACCAAGGCGCCAGUUGUAGCUCCAGCUGAUCUCGUCGGUAAGUGUGGAGUGAUAUUUCACAACAUUAACGCAUGACUACUAAGACCAGAAUUCCUCGCGGGCAUCAAGCCUUGUGACGUCAUUAUGCAUAAGGUCUAUCAUAACAUGAAUUCAAGACAGAAUAAUCGGGGUAAAGACCUACCUAAAAUGAUCACGUUUUGUGAUUGGCUUUCAGAAACAAACUCAGAAACAAAAACGAUCGUUCUUUAGAAAGACGAUUUCUAUAGUUUUAUUGUUUUUCAUUGUUAUAAUCAACCAACCACGAGCCUGGAUAGCAUAGGUAGAUGAUGACCCAAUAAUCGUAGUGUAUUGCUAAAUAAACUUUGCAAUAAUUAAUUUAGAAGCUUUCUAAUCGAACUGUCUUUCCAGAUCCGUGGAACAAUUUCUCCUUUCGAUCACAACUUCAUAAUUGCCUCUGCACAAUUUUUUCAUUGAUAUUAUUAAUAAGUACUAUAGCGUAGUUUCUCGUGCAAUUUGGAAAAACCAACACCAUGCCCGUAACUAGGAUUUUAGAUUUACCGAGUCGAGUCGUCGGGGCAUACUAGAAAAUGUUUGAUUUUCUAAGGCUUAGAAACGCUAUUCCUUCAUUCUGGGAGCAAGGCCAAUAAAAAAUCAGUAAUGAUAAACAGUGUCAGUGACACAAUAACUAUAAUUUCAUAGUGUCUCAUGCACAAUUUUACUACAAGUAUCCAAUCAUAAGAAUUCAAGUACUCUUGGUCCAACAUGAUCAGGUGCAUAAAAAAAGUGCUUGUGGUAAUAUUUGGGACGCUAAUUCGUACUUCUACCCUUCAUCAGAAAUUGAAUAAAUUUCAUUCAGGAUCUAUUCUCUCUAAACUUGAAAUCUUUCUGUUUUGAAUUUUUUCACAAAAAGUCUUACCGAGUCAACUGACUCGUUGACUGACUCGGUUGACUCAUAGCUAGUUGCGGGCUUGAACACACGUUAGUUUUCGAAUUGGCAAUUCCAGCUGUUAAUUUAUGUGCGCAUGGGGUGGCCGGAAGUAAUUAAGGUAUCAUAUUGCUGAUUACGCUGAAAAAUUUCAAUAAAAACUGCCGAAACAACCGAAAUAUUUCAAUAUUUACAAGUAUUAGCCAUCACUCCGUGUCUACACGGCCGCCAUUCAGUUAUAUUUUUUCAGCAUAAUCAGCAAUAUGAUAUGAUACCUUACUUCCCAUCCUCCCCUCAGUCCCCCGCACGCAUAAACUAAAAGCUGGAAUUGCCUAUUCGGCAGUAAAAUAAUCAUUGCUAUAUUUCUUCUCAGCUUCAAAAUACAAAGUUUCCUUCAAGUUAGCAAACGUGAAAUAUGAUGAGGGUCUAUUAUCGUACGACAGUGCUGUUUAUCAAGCCUACGCAGGAAAAAUUGAAAAAGCGGUAAGAGAUUCUAAUUACCUCUAUUCAUUCAAUAUCUUUUCCAGGGGCGCCGGAAGCAACAUGAAGCGGCAAGGGAAGCCCAGGGGCGAAACUUGAGGGAGGUAUAGGGGGGGUAUCCCCCAAGAUACGAAUCAUCCCGAUUGGCAGGGCAAUUAUGAGUACAAUUUUAAGUGAUAGAAUGUAAAGUUAUUAAGUAACUUAUGGAAUGUAGACUAGAUUAUUACAGCUAGCAAACAACAAGCAGUUCGUAUGCAUGUACAUUGGCAUCGGCAGUUCAAUUAUACACGUAGCUUAGUGAUGUAUUGUCAGGGCAUCAUUGGUUUUGGCAGGGAAAUUCUGCCAGACACCCCCCUAAUUAAAAGGGGCCACUUUCGCCCCCUUGGGAAGCCAUUUAAAAAGGGCACUUACUUCUGAGAUAUAAGCCCCGCUUACACUACGCUCGAUUUUUGGUACGGCACGGAUAAAAUUGGUACCCGUACCACUUUUUUGUUCUUGGAUUACCUAUUUAGGUAGUCCAAGAACCAAAAAGUGGUACGGUACCAAAAAUUGAGCGUAGUGUAAACGGGGCUUAGCUAAAUAGAUAGUCCAAGAACCAAAAAAAGUUGUACGGGUACCAAUUUUAUCCGUGCCGUACCAAAAAUUGAGCGUAGUGUAAACGGGGCUAUAAUCUAUUCUUGAACUGUGCCAAUGUGUUGUGCCAAUAAUAUUUAAAACAAGCUUUCGUUAGUAGGGACGCAACUACCUGAAAAAUAUAAGGAGAAUUUCGACAUUUCGAGCGAAGAUCCUUCGUCUGGGGUAGGUAGCCUACUUACUACUUACUCCAGACAAAGGGCCUUCGCUCGAAACGUCGAAAUUCUCCUUAUAUUUUUUUCAGGUAGUUACGUCCCUACCAUAGAUAUCUUAUAUACACUAGAUAGCGCAUCUUUUUUAGUAAAAUUGAAGCCAAAAAUAUCCCAGCGGUUACCCCCAUUUGAAUGGAUGGCGGCCAUGUUGGUCGUUCCCACUUGCUAAUAAACGCUUAAAAACAACAAUAACUUUCAUCAUUUGAAUAGUUUAAAACGUAUUUGGAAUAGGGUUAACUUAAUGUUACAGUUCCCUGUUUAAGAAACAGAAAACAUACGAAUCUUCUCAUUUCAUGGGAACGACCUGAGACUGCAAUCACGGCUUCAAUUUUUGAAUUGCAGAAUAAUUAGAUGCACUAUCUAGUGUAUAUAAGAUAUCUAUGGUCCCUACCAACGAAAGUUUGUUAAUACACUUGAGCCUGUAUAAUCAAUCAACUUAAUAUAAAUUAUCCUUUAUUAGAUUAUGAACUUAUAUGCUGAUGAUAAUGCUUAUAGAGAAAUGAAAAUGAUUGGAUUUAGGUAAGAUAUUAUUACUGCUCCAAACAGGGACGUCGGAACUGGGGGCAGGAGGGGCAGCCGCCCCCGUUGCCCUUUACCAGGAGGGGCAAGGGGGGCAAAGGUGCCCUUUCAAUUUAAAGGAUUGCCUUGGCGAAAUAGAGAAUUGACAGAAAUGUUAGUGCAAUUCUUUUACGAAUUUGCUUCAGAAAACGCAAGAAAUGCAGUCAUCGAGCUUCAAGAAUAGCACAAUCGCCUGGCGGAGAACCCCCUCACACCCCUAUCAUCCAAUAAAUAGAAAAAAUGAUUAGGCAAAGUUUAACUCCCGAUGUUUUGCAAACAUCAGGCUUAGUAUAUAUCAAUUCAAAAGUGCCCUUUCACGAAAAUCUGCCCCUCUUGCCUUCACAUCGUUCCGGCGUUCCUGGCUCCAAAUAGAAUCAUGUGAAUUCAUGAUUCAAGAUUUGGGCAUCUUACUCGAUAAAAAUGUUUAUGUAAGAGAUGGAAAUUACGAGUGUAAAUUAUAUCCAUUCUUCAGGAACGAAAGUGGGGUUAUCGCUGAUAUUACUCUACGAUUUGGAAAUGACAGUAAAAAUCUUGUUAGCCUUGAUAGUAUGGUUAAACUUGGAGCACUAGGGACACUUCCAGUCGACCCUGCUUCAUUAAAAGCUGGUAAGUUGGAGAUAUUGUUCAUUACUCUACUAAGUAAAUUUUAACAUAUAUUUGCAUUACGCGCGGGAAAAAUAACCAUUUUUGGGCCGAAAGUCGUUAUUUUUACAGCGCGAAUACAAAUACAUACAUGAUUUGCGAACUUCACAGGGCUAUCAGUUUUCUUCAUUUUACAACAUUUAGCAACCAAUCUUUGCAGUUUUACACAUUCUAAAAUGCUCUUUCUAGCUGUGGUGUUGGAUUUCGUACUUCUUGCCUUGAUCAAAAUUUAGUGUAUAGCUGGAAUCACCCACUGAUACCAUGUUUCUUUUAUCUUUCAGAAAAGGACGAAUCAGUACCACCAAUGGCCAUGGGUUAUGGUUGUGGCCAACCAUGUGGUGUCCAACAGCAAUCGCCCUGUUGUGGUGGAAGUAGCUCCUUCAUGCAGCCUCCUAUGAUGGGACAACAACAAUAUGGCGCCCCUAUGCCACCCAUGGGAGGCUUGCCUGGAAUGCCAAUGCCUGGGAUGCCAAUGGCUGGACCCCAAAUGCCUUUCCCGCCGACAGGACAGGGCAUGCAGAUGGGUGGGGCAGGGCAGUGCCCUGGUCAGUGUCCAGGCUCCUGUGCGCCAUCCUGCCAACAAUCGUGCUGUGGAGGCGGUGCAGGGCAGGUGAGCCCACCGAUGAUGGGCUAAAGACAAGAUCUUUACAGCGCAUGACGGAAAAGAACUGAUUACCGAUACACGAACACCAAACUUUGCAAAUUAUCAUCGAAGCAUAAAUCGAUAUAUCUUCGUGAAUAGACAAUGAAUAAUAUCCAGAAUAAGUAAAAUAGACUGUCCUUUUUCAAUAUGAUUAAUUCCAUUAAGCAGUUUCUACUAGGCUAAUAUUCCUCCUGAGUUUCAUAUGUAUAAUACUUAUAACAAUACCUUUACUAAUAAGUAUAAAUAAAUCUCGGUUUCUGAGGUUUCUUAUACAUGUAUAUUGUGA
Paramuricea clavata is the source of this 6196-nucleotide messenger RNA. The record is from the annotation of a GenBank genome assembly. Lineage: Eukaryota; Metazoa; Cnidaria; Anthozoa; Malacalcyonacea; Plexauridae.